AGCUAGAUAUCAAACGGCUAAUUUUUUUAUAAUUAAAUGAGGAGGUGAUCAACAAAAUUGACUAAUUUACCAUGAUUCCAUCACCACAUUUGGGCUUUUGGUUAAAUUAAUCUCCAACCAGGCCCACCAACAUUCCCCAACCCAAACACUACAUUGUUGGGCAUAUUUCCUUCCUUACUGGACUAGUUUUGCCGCCCAACCCGUCGGGAAACCUUUUUGCAACUUUGCCGCGUGACCACGCCUUCCCUCCGCAGUCCUCCCAGGAGCCACAAGAACUUCUACAGAUUUCAAAAAAUUGCUUGAAAAUUCCAGCGAGCGCGAAUCUCUUCCGCAACGGAUUUCCUUCUUCUGCAAGUACGAAUCCAAUGCCGCCGAUGUAUCACAAUCCAGACAGUCUUCUUCGUCGCCAGCCGGUGACGAUCGGACAUAAAAUAUCCACUUACCGCCGCGAGUCGAAGCGAGCUGAGGACAGGCACGGCGAUCGGAAGGUCUGCGAAUGGAGGAGUUUUCCCGCUCUAAGGAAACAAAAUGACGGUGGUGGCAGUUUAAAGUUUGGAGAAACUUGGAUUGUUUAGCUGAGGAGACCAAAUCCAGAGCAAGGCUAGACCAGUAACUGCUACUGUGUUAGUUUGUUUAUCUGUGAAGAAGAACCAGUGUGAAGGAAGGACCCUUCACUGGUUUCAGGCUGGCAUGCAUUUACUUAUGAAGGCUGACACUGAAGCUGAUAGCUCUAGCUUGGAAUCAAACAGUCUCCGGGGUAAUUCUUAUUCCUCUUAUUCUCCCCACUUUCUAUGCGGGAUGUUUUGCACCUUAAUUUUGAUGUGCCGCCCAUUCUAGAACCUUAAGUACGAAAAAGCUUGUCCAUACUGACAUAUCUGCAUUUGCAUUUACACAGUGUUCCGACAUAAUAGUAUCAACCAAGAGAAACACAGAAACCCAAAUGAUAAUUGAGUAUAAAUUUGGUGAAUCUGGGUCGUGGGUUUGAAGAAUAGAUUCCGCUGGGUUAACAGAAGGGCAGAUUGCAAGACUGACAAAAUGGUAGAGGGCAACUAUGAAAAUUAACGGAGAAGUCAAUCCAUUUAUAGGAAAACUUUGUUGUGUCCCAGAACAAACUUCUCUAAGCCUUUUGAUCUUUCACUAAUGCCCACACAGAGAGUUCUCGCUUUUCGACGGUCUGAAAUUCAAUGCAUUGAGGCUGUAGAUGCAGAGAUUGGGAUUCCUGGCUUUGAUUGCUAUCUCAUCUGAUGUGGUUUUGUAUCCAGGAACAUUGCACGAUUUGGAUGAAGUCCGCAUCAAGCUUGCCUCGCAGGAAGAUGCAAUGGCCGACUCUGCACACUCGAUCCCAUCAACAGCUGUGAAGUUCGAGGUGGUGGGCGAUGGAGAUAUUGAAGUCCAGUCCCCAGACAGUUCCAUUUGGGAGAGCUUUUUCUCCGAUCAUGUCGUCGAAGGCGACUUCAUGAUCUCUUCCCCCGUCCGUACCACCAGCAACCUGUUUCCUUCGCCGUCAAGUUUCAGCUACAGCAGCUACGUGCAGGCAAUGCAACAAGGGCAGAGUACUGUGGCUGGAUGUUCUCCGCCACGGCAUCUCUCGUCCCAACUGGGAAGCUUUAGCUCGAGUUUGAAAGGGAAAGGGCAGAGCCCUCUUCACAGGAUGUUCAACUCUCCUGGUAACAACUAUAUGCAGCUGGAGAACCUCUCGUCGUUGCCCGGUGGGAUCGAGGAUUUCUUGGAGGAUAAUAAGAUGAGCUCGACCCCAUCGCAUCAGCUGUUUGAUCUUUCAAUACCUGUUUCGUCGUUGAUGGAUAGUUGUUUGACGAUGUCGAACCCUUCGAGGUUUAGUGAGAGCGGUGGAAGUGGAGGGGGUAGUCACGAUCAUAAUCAUGAUCAUGAUCAGAUGGUGGUGCAAGAGAGGGAGAUGUUUCCUAUGGGGACUCUUUCUGAUCGGUUGCAGGAAGAGAGGGAUCACGAGAAACAAGUUGUUUUGCAGACGAGGCCGGCCACAGCAGAACCUGCACAGAGGACAACUGGUAGUGGUGGUGGAGCAAUAGAACAUGGGUUGAUGGCGCCUCUGCCUAUUGGUUCCGAGCAGCAGGAGCAAUCAGACAGUGGCCUACAAUUAGUACACCUUCUGCUGGCCUGCGCAGAAGCAGUCGCCAAAGAGGACUACAUGCUAGCAAGGAAAUACCUUCACCACCUGAAUAGAGUCGUCACUCCUCUUGGCGACUCGAUGCAACGAGUCGCUGCUUGCUUCACCGAAGCAUUGAGCGCCAGGCUCGCUGCCACACUUGCAACCAAGCCAAACACUUCCACUCCAAGACCAUUCACUCCAUUCACAUCAAGCUCCAUGGAGAUCCUCAAGAUCUACCAAAUCCUCUACCAGGCCUGCCCUUACAUCAAGUUCGCCCACUUCACCGCCAACCAGGCCAUCUUCGAGGCCUUUGAGUCCGAGGAACGUGUCCACGUGAUCGACCUUGAUAUCCUACAGGGCUACCAGUGGCCUGCAUUUAUGCAAGCACUGGCAGCCCGACCAGGUGGGGCUCCUUUCCUUCGGAUCACAGGCGUGGGGUCUUCUCCUGAGUGUGUUCGUGAGACUGGACGGUGCCUAACCGAGCUGGCCCACUCCCUCCACGUGCCCUUCGAGUAUCACGCAGUCGCUGAGGAGUUGGAGGACCUCAGACCUCAUAUGUUCAACCGCAGGGUCGGUGAGGCUCUAGCCGUGAACUCGGUCAACAGGCUCCACAGGGUCCCGGGAAAGUCCAUUGGCCCGCUCCUGGCCAUGAUCAGGGACCAGGCACCCAACAUUGUAACUCUAGUCGAGCAGGAAGCCAGCCACAACGGACCUUACUUCCUGGGGAGGUUUCUUGAGGCAUUGCACUACUACUCUGCGAUCUUUGAUUCCUUGGAUGCCACGUUCCCUCCAGACUCGGCCCAGAGAGCCAAAGUGGAACAGUACAUCUUCGCCCCCGAGAUCAGGAACAUCGUGGCCUGCGAGGGAGUCGAGAGGACCGAGAGGCAUGAGAGGCUCGAGAAGUGGAGGAAGCUCAUGGAAGGGAAAGGGUUCAAAGGUGUGCCCCUGAGUUCGAAUGCUGUGACCCAGUCGAAGAUACUCUUGGGAUUGUAUUCGUGCGAUGGGUAUAGGCUGACUGAGGAUAAAGGUUGCUUGCUCCUAGGGUGGCAGGACAGAGCCAUUCUUGCUGCCUCUGCAUGGAGAUGCUGAUGCAAUGGUUGAUGAUGAUGAUGAAUGGUCAUGAUCAUGAUUGGUGAUCAAUGAAAGUGAUUUGGACAGCUAGUGAUCAAUGGUGAUGAUCGUGAUGAUGGAAAAAUUCUUGUGGGUAACCUUUUCUCCUUUUUCUUCUCCUAAUGUUUCGCACGUCUAUGUGGCGUGUCUCUGUUCGAUAUUUCUAUAGAGUUCAAUAUGGAUUUGUUUUGUAUUAUUUUGAUUAUUAUAGUUUGGUUACUUGGUUUCAUCGCUUGUCUUGAGAAUCAUCGAUGGAGAAAAGAAGGGGAAAAAAACAAUGUUGGAGUAAAAGGAAGGGCAAAGACAAAGGAAGGAACCCAUUAGAAAUUUGAUCCAAUUACCAUUUUUUGCUAUUUAAUUACUAUAGAUGAUUUUUUGUGUUAAUGUAAUUUUCAGAUAUUUUGGUGUUUUGAUUAAUUAUUAUUAUUAGGGCUAUACUAUAGUCUAUAGAUAGUUAAUUCAUCCAUGAAUAGAAUAUAAUCCUCCUGUUUCGCGAAGAUCUUUAUGUUGAUGGUUGAAAGAUUCUAUAUGUCCUUUUUUUUGCUUCAUAAUCAUUCAAUGGUGG
Molecule: messenger RNA, 3803 nt
Organism: Linum tenue
Lineage: Eukaryota; Viridiplantae; Streptophyta; Magnoliopsida; Malpighiales; Linaceae
Source: the annotation of a GenBank genome assembly